AUGGAGAGAUUGAAGAAAAAACUCAAAGACCGAGCUAAGAAAGAAAGACUGCAAGUAGGCUUGCCAGCCGAACAGAAGAAAUGUCCGUGGUACAUAAAUUCAACUUUCGACUCUGACGAUGAAUCGGAAGAAGAUGAAGGCGAAAAUGACGGACAUUCAUCCAUUCAGAAACGAGAACAAACACCAAAGAAGCCAACCAAGCCUCCGGAAGACAAGCCCCCGGAAGACAAGCAGAACAAACGUUUGGACACGAUGGACGAGAAUAAACAAGCAAAAACUACUCCUGAGUCGGGCACCACACCAGAAAGACAGAAUUCCACUCAUCCACUGGGAUACGUCAUGGAACACGGAUAUGACAGUGAGAAAUGGAAAAGGUCUGACUUUUUAAGACAACUAGGGGAGCUGGCUUGCGAACCUUGGGAUGUUCAUUAUACCAGCCGGUGUUUCAAAGCUUCCAAGGACUUUUCCACACCCAACGGCUCUAAUUGCAGCGAGAUGGCAAUAAAGAAGAAGCGCGCCAAGAAAGAGGCCCCCAAAUGA
This is a messenger RNA of Trichoderma atroviride IMI 206040, 540 nucleotides long. RefSeq lists its product as uncharacterized. NCBI's taxonomy places the organism in Eukaryota, Fungi, Ascomycota, Sordariomycetes, Hypocreales, Hypocreaceae. The record is from RefSeq and is a predicted model, not a curated record.